This is a messenger RNA of Vigna unguiculata (cowpea), 874 nucleotides long. RefSeq names its product putative E3 ubiquitin-protein ligase XERICO. NCBI's taxonomy places the organism in Eukaryota, Viridiplantae, Streptophyta, Magnoliopsida, Fabales, Fabaceae. The record is from RefSeq and is a predicted model, not a curated record.
CAAAAAGACACAUCUGUGUAAAUACUUCUUAAACUCAACGAAAUAACAUUGUGGUUGCAGUGAAGACAAAAAGAAGUUGCUGUUACAUAUAAAAGGGAAAAAAAGAACAGGAUUUGUGCAUUAAAGAAUCGCUGAGUGCAUUUAGCAGGAAGCAUGACACCUCUCUCAAAGCUCUUUCACAAGUUGUGCGCCGAAAUUAUAAUCCUAUUAGCAUCCCUCAUAAUAGAACUCAUCAUUCUGAUUCAGAAAGUAAAAUCAUCGUCACGCGCAAUCAGCACCCAGCAGUACCUGAAAUUGAUCGAGAAGAAGAACCCCACGAUCUGCUACACCAAAGGGUUGUUGAAGGCGGAACAGGGUGGUGCAGAGUGCAGGGUAUGCCUGUGCGAAUUGGAGGAAGGGGAGAAGGUGAGAAAGCUGCAAUGCCGUCACAUGUUUCACAGGGAUUGUUUGGACAAGUGGUUGCAACAGUAUUGGGCCACGUGUCCUCUUUGUCGGAAACAAGUGGUGCCGGAAGAUCUUGUGUUCAAGCACCGUCAGCAUCAGAAUCAAACAGAGGCAGGUUUUGACGGGAAUCAUGAAGACAACCUUCCCUAUUUUUUAUCAGCAUUUCGUCGUGGCAACACUCUGCACAGAUAUUUCUGAAAAUUUUACCCAGAUUUCUCCUCAACUAACUCAUUUUUAGAGAUCCAAAUUUGUUAUUCUUCUUCCUCAGAACAAUAUUGUUACUGAUGUAAACCCUGUUUUAUGGAACAUGAAUAUUAGAACACCGAUUGUACCUUUCUUCUGUUUCUCUUCACUCUUCUGCUUCCUUCAUAACAAGGAUACGUUUGUUCGACAAAAAAAAAAAUAAAGUUUAAGGUUUAUAAUUUGUUGA